This is a messenger RNA of Mauremys reevesii (Reeves's turtle), 966 nucleotides long. RefSeq lists its product as uncharacterized. Lineage: Eukaryota; Metazoa; Chordata; Testudines; Geoemydidae. The record is from RefSeq and is a predicted model, not a curated record. Bases 185 to 907 code for a protein of 240 amino acids. The transcript has 7 exons.
GUUAAGGGAAUUACUCUGUUGGUGGUGGGGUUAUAUCCUGACUUUUCUCUUCUACGUCCAUCCUUAUUUGUGGCAUAAGUGGUUCUGUUAUCUUUUUUGACUGCUGCUACGCAUUGAACAGGUGCUUUGAGAGAACUAUCCCUGGUGACUCCGAGAUCUCUCCCUUGAGUGGUACAGAGAGAGCAUGAAACCAAAUCAAAAACCCGUGGAUGCGUGCAAUUCUCUGAUACCUGGAUACACAGGCUAUGUCCCCCAAAGAUUCUAUAGAAUUGGCACUACUUAUGGAGAUGAUUCAGUGGCAUGUAUGACCUCAUUCCACAAUGCUACUCAAAGAAGCAGAGACGCACAGAAUGAGCUGAGAUACAUAGCAGCCACUACACCCAAACUUCCAUCUAUUUGCUCUAAUGAAGAUGUUUUACAAGCACUUUAUGACUAUAAUUAUAAACACCAUCCUUAUGUGCUAGGUACUGUACUAACUAAGAGAAGUUUACUAGAGCCACCUAUUCCUGGUUGGACUGGGUUUGUGCCUAGAGCAAGGGUCACUGAACUGGGAUACGGUGUUCGUUACCAUGAAAUGACAAAAAAUUGCUAUCAGGAUUUUAAGAACUUAAGAGAUCGGGUCUGCGAUGAUCCCACCAGUAAUUUCCAAAGAGGCAAAAUGCAUGAAGUUAGACUUAGCAAAGUUCCCAACACAUACCAAAGAUUCUACAGGCCUGAAGGGAUGCUGCCAAAGUACAGCGGUCAUAUUCCACAUGAACAUGUUGUCAUUGGGAAAACCUUUGGAAACCUGUGCAGAAGCUGCUCGGUAUGCACGCACACGGAGGAGUCCUAUGGUGCACAUCUCACUAAGAAACGUAAUGCCACGUUGAAGCUCACGAAGAACUUGAAAUGUAACAUGAAAAGUUGAAACGUGCGGUGAUUUGGACUUUGGCAAUUGAUUAAAAACUACUGAAAUACUAUCUGAAA